AUGUUGAGAAGGAUAGAUAUAAAGAGACAUCAACGUGAGUGGAUGCAAUAUAUAAGAGGACUAGUUUUGACAUGGGAAAUAGUGGAACAAGAAAUGAAUGAAUUCCUUCUGGAGAAUUAUUCAAAUGAUUUAGUCUUGGAUAUUCAGAAUGUCUCGCUUGCUGAAAUUGCCGAGCCACCAUCAGAUUUCAUCUUGCCACUAUUGAGGUACCAAAAGGAGUGGCUGGCUUGGUCAUUAAAGCAAGAAACUAUAUUCAAAGGGGGUAUUCUUGCUGAUGAAAUGGGUAUGGGGAAGACGGUUCAAGCCAUAGCACUUGUUCUUGCUCAAUGCGAAUUAAAGAAAGCAACUAGUGGUUCCAGUAUAUUGUCGUCUUCACUCGGUACUUCCCAGGAGCUCCCAACAGUAAAAGGAACUCUUGUUGUGUGUCCUUUGAUUGGAGCGUUGCAAUGGAUUCGUGAGAUUGAACGUUGCACGAUUAAAGGAAGCAACAAAACUCUUCUUUAUCAUGGCGCCGAUAGGGAGAAAUGUAUGUACAAACUGGAGGAAUAUGAUUUUGUCAUUACUACAUACUCCACUAUCCAGGCUGACUAUAGGCCAAAAAGGAAAAAGCAGAACAGCAGUGUUGGUGAAGAUGUGUCCAGGAGGAAGUCAGUUCUGCAUUCAGUGAAGUGGGAUCGUAUCAUUUUGGAUGAGGCAAGUCAUACAUUCAUAGAUUCAUGCAUUAAGUUUUUUGUUUUCGUAACUUCGCAUUUCCAGGCUCAUUGUAUCAAAUCUGUACACAGCAACUCCACAAAAGCGGUUCUUGCUUUAGAAUCUUUUUAUAAGUGGGCCUUAACUGGUACACCCCUGCAAAACCACAUUGGAGAAUUGUACUCAGUUGUUCGUUUCUUACAAGUUACCCCUUAUGUUUGUUACUUUUGCGAAGAUUGUAAUUGCACUGGACUUGAUUUUAGCUUCUCCGAUGUGUGCCCACAGUGCUUCCACCAACCUGCAAGCCACUUCCUCUGGUGGAAGAAAUAUAUUGAAGAACCUUUAUGGUCAUACGAUGAUGAAGGUAGAGAUGCGAUGGUGUGGUUGAAGCACAAAAUUCUGAAAAGCCUAUUGCUAAGACGUACCAAAAAAGAGAGAGCUGUUGAUCUUGCACUUCCCACAAAGACUGUUACAGUAAGAAAAGAUUCUUUGGAUGAUAGAGAAUACGACUACUACAAGACAUUGUGCCGUAGAAGCCAAGCACAGCUCGAUAUAUUUGUCCAGGAUGGAAAUGUGAUUAAUAAGCAUGGUCACAUAUUUGCUAUGAUCACACGCCUACGGCAGGCAGCUGAUCAUCCGUACCUUGUGAUGUACUCUAGAAAAGAGUUGGCUAGUGGUGAUAAAGAGGCUAGAGAUGUUGAACAAUCAUGUGACUGGUGUCAUGAUGCAGUGCAAGAUCUAGAAGUUACUUGUUGUAGGCACGUGUUUUGCAGGGCGUGUAUGAAUUAUUUAGCUGAAGGUGUAAUGGAAGCGCCAUGCCCUUCAUGUACCAAACCCCUCACAUUUGACUUCACUGGAAAUAAAGAUAAGGGAGAUUCUAGUUCUAAACCUACUGUCAAAGGGUUUAGGUCCUCAAGUAUAUUGAACAAAAUUCAGCUUGAUAAAUUCAAGACAAGCACUAAAAUAGAAGCUUUGAGGGAAGAAAUUAAGUUCAUGGUUGAAAGGGACGGUUCUGCAAAAGGAAUAGUUUUUAGCCAGUUCACAUCGUUUUUGGAUCUGAUACAGUAUUCUCUUAAUCUGUCGGGCAUCAAUUGUGUUCAAUUAGUUGGAUCCAUGUCUAUUGCCGCAAGAGAUGCUGCAGUUAACAAAUUCACUGAGGAUUCAGAUUGCAGGAUAUUACUUAUGAGUUUAAAAGCUGGAGCUGUUGCUCUCAAUCUUACAGUUGCAUCAAAUGUUUUCUUAAUGGAUCCUUGGUGGAAUCCUGCGGUGGAGCAGCAAGCCCAAGAUAGAAUCCAUCGAAUAGGGCAAUAUAAACCUGUCUGGAUUGUGAGAUUUGUGAUAGAGAAGACAAUUGAAGAGAACAUCAUAGAGUUGCAACAGAAGAAGAAAUUACUUUUUGAAGGGACAGUCGGUGGUUCUUCAGAGGCCUUAGGAAAACUAACAAUGGAGGACUUGUCAAACCUGCUUCAUCGUCACUUUUGAUAUGUUCUAUUCCUUCUGUUUAAUUCCCUGCGAAAUUCUGUACUGUGUUCUGACGUUUGCCCUUAGGCUGUAUGGUGUUUGAUCUGUCCAAAGAGUGUUUCUUUAGCUUCAUCAAUUGUUAAAUUGUUCUUAUUG
Messenger RNA from Solanum stenotomum, 2307 nucleotides. Its product is annotated as ATP-dependent helicase rhp16-like. The transcript is spliced from 15 exons. Bases 1 to 2172 code for a protein of 723 amino acids. The record is from RefSeq and is a predicted model, not a curated record. Gene Ontology annotation, molecular function: ATP-dependent chromatin remodeler activity; ATP binding. Lineage: Eukaryota; Viridiplantae; Streptophyta; Magnoliopsida; Solanales; Solanaceae.